AGAAAGAGGGAGGGUGUUCUAGUAAAAUCGUAGUUCCUUCUACUGGCUCUUGCCUGCUACCUUCCUGAUUUUCUCUGUCCGUUCCGAACAUAGCCCAGUAGUAGAAAACUAAAAUUUCAGAGCGUUUUUCCAAAAACUCUUUCAUUACUUUGCUGUUAUCGCUCCUUUCACAUUUACCAAACCAAAUCGAAAAUCGACAAUACAGUGUCUUUGUGAUCUCCGUAGGAAUCUCAACUCUAUUGCAGUAACUGUUCACCAUUUUUAUUCACUUUCUCGAUUGAUUUCUUUAUCGGGGCAUGCUUUUCGUUUUUUCUUUGGUUUUUUUGAUGUAUGAUGGAUCCUAAAAAACUUACAUUGCCAGACCAGGUUCUCUUGCCGAGAAGAAAGGUGGUUUCUGGGCUUUUUUUAUGGGUUGGUGUUUCUCUCAUUAUGCUAUCUUUGCUUUUGCUUGGUAGUAAUUCUUUUAAGGCUCGUUUAAAGGGUUCACCUUUUCUUCAAGGAUCUAACAGUGUAACUGCUAAUUCUUCUGUUGUUUCAUGGCCUUUCUCAUAUACAACUUCUUACUUCCCAUCUUCUGUUUCUAAUAAUAAUGAUAGUGCUGUUAAUAAUAAGGGAGAUUUUCUGGAAAAAGCCUUAGAAGCAGAUGCAUUGGAGGUUUUGUUAGAGAAAACCCAUUUGGGGAAUUUAACUCAGAAUAUUAAAAAUGGAAACUUUUGUGUUGAUGAAGGAAAAGUUCAAAAUAAAACCCGGGAAGCCGAAAAUGGAAAUUUCCCAGUUUUUAGUGGCAAUGGCAGUGUUUUAGAGAAAACUCAUUUGGGUAAUUUUGAUGACGUGGUAAAAGACGGAAGCUUGCCUGGUCAAGAAGCUAGGAAUUUAAGUCUCUCUGGUGAUAGCAUUGAAGGGAAAUCUGUGGAAAAUUCUAGCGUUGUAGACAGUACAGUGGCAAAAAUUAACAAUAAGGGCAAUUUGUUGUAUAAAGGAGAAUUUGGUAUAUCCCAAGGUGGAGAAGAAGGAAAUCAAAGUGGAAAUUUUGAGACAUGUGAUAUAUUUGAUGGCCAGUGGGUGAGGGAUGAUUCAAAGCCAUACUAUCCAGCAGGAUCUUGUCCACAUAUUGAUAGAGAUUUUGAUUGUCACCGAAAUCGGCGGCCUGAUGAUGGAUUUGUUAAAUGGAAAUGGCAGCCAAAUGGGUGUAACGUCCCAAGUUUGAAUGCUACUGAUUUUUUGGAGAGGUUAAGAGGACAGAAGCUGGUUUUUGUUGGGGAUUCACUGAAUCGGAACAUGUGGGAGUCUUUGGUAUGCAUCCUCCGCCAUAUCAUAAAAAACAAGAAAAGAGUCUAUGAGAUCUCUGGAAGGACAGAAUUCAAAAAGAAGGGCUUCUAUGCAUUUAUAUUUGAGGACUAUAAUUGUACCGUAGAUUUUGUUGGUUCUCCAUUUCUUGUUAGAGAAUCGUCUUUCAAUAGCCAAAAUGGAACUUUUGAAACAUUAAGGUUGGACUUGAUGGACCAUACAACUAAAAUGUACCAAGAUGCUGAUAUCAUAGUGUUCAAUACAGGUCAUUGGUGGACCCAUGAAAAAACUUCUAGAGGAGAAGAUUAUUACCAAGAAGGUAAUUUUGUACACCCAAGACUAAAGGUUUUGGAAGCAUAUAGGAGAGCACUUCUGACUUGGGCCAGAUGGGUCGACAAUAACAUAGAUAGGAAUCGAACACAGGUUUUUUUCAGAGGAUACUCGGUUACCCAUUUCAGAGGAGGCCAAUGGAACUCAGGAGGACAGUGUCACAAAGAAACAGAACCAAUAUUUAAUGCAAAGUACUUAGCAAAGUACCCUUCCAAAAUGAGAGCUUUUGAGCAUGUCCUUGGAGAGAUGAAAAAUCCUGUUAUAUAUAUGAACAUAAGCAGGCUAACAGAUUACAGAAAAGAUGGGCACCCUUCUAUUUACAGAAUGAAGUACAAGACAGCAGAAGAACAAAUUGCUGCUGAGCGAUCUCAAGAUUGCAGUCAUUGGUGCUUACCCGGAGUGCCAGAUACUUGGAAUGAAUUAUUAUAUGCUUCCCUCUUGAAGGCGGGAAGAGGAUCUUGGAGAAUCUGAAUGGGGUUGUGUGGAAAUCAUGUGUCUAUAGUUUGUCAUAUCAAAGUGUUUUAGGUAUGGAUUAGAAUAUUGUAUUAUGCCUACGAGAUGUAUAACAGGUACAAGGGCCAAGUUCUAGCCCUUUUUGUCUGGUAGUGUAAUAGAAUAAUAUUGUGGGCUACACUAGGAACUAGAAUACCAUUUUGGGCUGCACUAGCAACUCCUGUGAUCGAAAGGAUUCGAAUUUAAGGCAUUUUAUCGAAAGGAUCGAAUUUAAGGCAUUUCACUC
This is a messenger RNA of Jatropha curcas, 2356 nucleotides long. RefSeq names its product trichome birefringence-like protein (DUF828) (gene TBL2). The record is from RefSeq and is a predicted model, not a curated record. Gene Ontology annotation, molecular function: O-acetyltransferase activity. Gene Ontology annotation, cellular component: Golgi apparatus. Lineage: Eukaryota; Viridiplantae; Streptophyta; Magnoliopsida; Malpighiales; Euphorbiaceae.